ACGCGCACACGCACGCACACGCGCGCUCUCUCUCUCACUCACUCACUUCUACACGGAGCUCUGUGUUCAUAAACUGCCGCUAUGUAGCCUGGUUAUAACGCUUUUUUUACACGCCGAAUAGACAUUUUAUUCACUUUUACGAGGAUUUUAUUUGCUAAAUUGUUUUGUGCGCGUGAUAUAACAAUGGUUUGCUAUGGAUAGUUAGUUACACUGCUUGCUAGCUAGCUAGUUAGCUGGCUAGCUAGCCAGCCGUCUUGCUAAAUGCUAACCGUACAUAAUAGCCUCUGCCUUUAGGUGAUAGCAUAACAAGAUGGUUGCUAACCGGGGAGGCUAAUGCGGCAGACCUUUGUUCCAGCAUGUCAGAAACUUUGAAAUAUGUGGAUGAUGAACACAAAACUAUUUUCCUGAAGAUUUUGAACGAGCAGAGACUAGAAGGCGAGCACUGUGACAUAGCUGUGGUGGUCGAAGACGUUAAGUUCAGGGCACAUCGAUGCGUGUUAGCAGCUUGCAGCAAUUACUUCAAAAAGCUUUUUAAGAAGCACGAGGUGGACAGCUCUUCAGUUAUUGAGAUUGACUUCAUCCGCUCGGACAUCUUUGAAGAGGUUCUGAACUAUAUGUACACAGCAAAGAUCUCUGUUAAGAAGAAGGAUGUCAAUUUAAUGAUGUCAUCUGGACAAAUACUUGGAAUACGUUUUUUGGACAAACUGUGCUCUCAAAAACGCGACAUGUCCUCUGAGGAGAAAAACGACCAUAAAAAUGCCAAAUAUCCCUAUGACCUUGUAAAAAUCGGGCUUCAACCGGAUGAGCCCCAGUUAAAUCAAGACAGUGAUGUCCAGGUCAUUGGGGACCAGGACGACACGCCAUCGGACGACAUCGUUGAGGAACCUCAAGGCAAUCACGAUCUAGACAAAUCGCCCAACAGUGCCCUGCGGGUAGAGGAAGCCACUUCACUUUUAAAAGAGCUAACCCAGGAGGAAGUACAUAAGGUUGCGUGUUAUGAUCAGGAUGUGGAAGCAAUGGACACUGAGCCCAAAGAGCUCGCCGCUCACACUCAGACCCUUGCGUUUGCUGACAGCAUGGGGGACGUUAAGGAUGAGCAAGCUCCUGGAUGGAGUACGGCUACUGCAGACAUGAAGCUUGAGUACCUGCUGUACGGCCACAGGGACCAGUUUGCCUGCCAGGUUUGCGGGAAGACCUUCGUGGACGAGAACCGACUGAGGAAACAUGAAAAGCUGCAUUCUGCUGAGAGACCGUUCAUAUGUGAGAUAUGCACCAAAGCAUUCACCACACAGGCCCACUUGAAAGAGCAUUUAAAAAUCCACACUGGCUUUAAACCCUACAGAUGCGAAGACUGUGGCAAGUCUUUCAUCCGCGCCCCGGAUCUGAAGAAACAUGAGAGGGUGCACAGCAAUGAGCGACCCUUCAACUGCCACAUGUGUGAAAAAGCUUUUAAGCACAAGUCCCACCUGAAGGACCACGAACGGCGACACCGAGGCGAAAAGCCUUUCAGGUGUAGCUCCUGCACCAAGGCUUUUGCCAAAGCAUCAGAUUUGAAGAGACAUGAGAACAACAUGCACAGUGAGAGGAAGCAGCUGUCUGCAAACACCUUGCAGAGUGAGACUGAACAGCUACAAGCAGCUGCGAUGGCAGCAGAGGCUGAGCAGCAACUGGAAUCCAUAGCAUGCUCGUAACAUAACGUGCGUGUGUGUGUAUGUUCAGUACACUCACACUAAUGCACUGUAGAACAAUCUUUUCUUACCCAUUUCAAUAUGGUAAACAGAUGCAGUCUUAUUGUUUUGGUCUUGUUUUAAGUUCAUUUUUUGAACUAUUAGAGUAUCAGAUCAUGAUAAUUUUUUUAAUUUUAGACAUAAGUUGAUUAACACUGUUGAAUGUUUUUAUUUUCUUCCAGAUGUAAAUGGUGCAAGAUUUUUUUUCUCACUGUAAACUUCAUACCAAAUGUAUUUAGUAUUUGUGGCAGUGCAAUGGACAAUGAAUUGUACUGACUUACACUUGUUGACACAGUACAGAUGUGCACAGUGCCAGUUUUGCUAAGAAAACAGAAUUAUCAAAAUGCUGAUAAUUGUCUUUGAUGGUCAGUCUUUCCACCAACUAUCUUGCAAGAUGAAAAGAAGAUUUACCUUAUUGAUAUUUUUGCUGUAAUAAAAAAGCAUUUCCAAAA
This is a messenger RNA of Neoarius graeffei (lesser salmon catfish), 2179 nucleotides long. RefSeq names its product zinc finger and BTB domain containing 14 (gene zbtb14). The transcript is spliced from 2 exons. Gene Ontology annotation, biological process: regulation of transcription by RNA polymerase II. Lineage: Eukaryota; Metazoa; Chordata; Actinopteri; Siluriformes; Ariidae. Gene Ontology annotation, molecular function: DNA-binding transcription factor activity, RNA polymerase II-specific; RNA polymerase II cis-regulatory region sequence-specific DNA binding; protein binding. Gene Ontology annotation, cellular component: nucleus. The record is from RefSeq and is a predicted model, not a curated record. Bases 357 to 1691 code for a protein of 444 amino acids.